AUGACAACAAAACCUCUGGCGGAAGUCGACAAGCCGCCUAUAGCGCGGUCAACGCUAUGCAUAUCGAGUUCACAGCCUGGUGUGACUAUACACGCCGGUGAUCCAGCAUUUGGACCAUCCAUACAAAGGCUCUUCCCAGCAGCCGAAAAUGACGCAGCGGAAAAGCUGAUGCGGCUGAAGGCAUCCCUCAAGGCGUGCAAGACCGAAGUAUUUUGGAGCAAAUUGAUGGAUGGCUUGACCGACAUUGCUGACGCUCAAUUCGGAUUCGUUGCGAAACGAAUUCUCGCCUCUGACCACGAUGUCGCUGUGGAAAUGCCUCCGAUUGGCGAACCUGGAGCGUGCCUGAUGGGUGUGGCCUGGUACUACAACAACGGAGAAGGCAUAUCAGGCAUGCACAAUGACGUUCAAUACAAAGCAUAUGCCAGUCCUUGUGCGCAUAUGAAGCAUGACAAGGUCUUCAUCAUUCCGGACCGACUUAACGAAUUCAUUACCAAUAAUCCGAACCCUAUGCCAUUCGCCGCAGAGGCAUACAUUGCCGUUCCAUUGUUCCAUGAGGGCAAAUGCUUCGCCCAUUUUGGGGUUCUGUGGCAUCAGGCUGGUCUCGCGAAGAAGACCCUGUCCUGGGCGUUUCUGGAGAUGAUCCUGCAUUCACUGGAGGAUAUGGUCAUCGACCGUCUUGUUUCUGGUCAAAGCUUUGUGAAGAAAGCGGCUCAGACCAUGACUCCGCCCGAGUCGGUACCCGCUGCAGUCAUUCCACAAGAGGUCGUCAAUGCGCAACAAUCGCUCAAGCCAUACGCUAAGAGCCUCUCGCACGAACUUCGGACACCAAUGCAUGGUGUCGUGGGAAUGCUGGAUAUCAUGCAUGCCUCGGUCCAGGAACAGGUCGAAGGAUCUGCGAACAGCAAGAUACGUGGCGUGUUCCAGUCCUUGAGGGACAACAUCGAGACUGUCCAAGACAGCGCGAAGCGCGCCGUCGAAGCUGCUGACAAUGUUGUCCAUGCUUACGAUAUGAACAUGCAGAUACCGGAUACUCCUUUGCAAGAUACAGAUUCUCCAGCAGUGGCGGGAACGGCAUACUUUGACUACAAGCCUGCGAGAGUCAUCGAAGGCAACGAUAUCCAGUGCGGAACUCAUAAACGUCGCCGAAGCGCAGAAAAUAGCUGGCAAUUUGGUCCGCCCAACAAGAUUCGUGCUGUCGAUGCACCACGACAGAUUUCGCCACGCACCACCAACAGCCCAACACGAGCUCCAUUUUCGUCACCUUCACUUCUGACCCCAGACACGCUGCCGACUGCCACGGUACGUGAAACGCCAGUGAUGACACCGAGUAGUGACGUGGAAGGAUAUCCAACUCCAGGACUUCGGCAAACCUCUAUACGGCUAUUGCUACCAGUGGUCAUCAACGACGCGCUAAGAGUUGGAGGAAGACCCGACUCGGCGAUCAGUGAACCGAUAGACCUGGGAGAACGGAUAGAGGUCCGAAGUCGGUCGUCGAACGGUCAUACUUCACAAAAAGAUAUCGAAUGGACGGUCGAUCCACAAGUGCCAGAGUCAUUUCUGGUCGACGAACGGGAUCUAGCUAAGCUGGUAUACGAGAUCUUUCUGAACGCGUUCAAGUUCACCAAUGAAGGAAAGGUCACCUUACAUGUCAAGCUGUCGACUAGUCAGAAGUAUCUGCUCAUUAACGUCUGCGAUCAGGGCGAUGGCAUUCCAUUGGACUUUCAACCACGCCUGUUCCGACCAUUUUCGCGCGAAGAUAGCUCAACGACCCGGGCAAGAGAAGGAUUGGGACUGGGUCUGAUGGUUGCUAGGGGACUUGCACGACGGCUGGGUGGCGAUGUGAGCCUGACUAGGUCCGAACUCGACGGACCGAACAAAGGCUCCGACUUCGAGAUCCGCGUUCCUCUCGAGCCGGGCGCGGCAACAAGUCGAAGCGGAACGCCAGUCAACAACACACCGGACCCGUCGAGAAGUGUCUUCAGGAACACGGCGAGCGCCACGCCGAGAGCGACGCCGAGAUCGCCAAAUGCCAUCUUUAACCUCAAUCCUACUAGUCGAAAGGCUUCUUCGCCACUGAGGCCCAGAACAGCAGGCAAGGAGAACACAACCGGGCCAGAGACUAUUCCGGCAGGAAAGACAAGGCGCCUCUCUCCCGCAGUCAUGCGAGAUAGUUAUGACAAGAAGCUGGCAACAAAGCACCCCCUGACCUUUUUAGUUGCGGAAGACAACAAGAUCAACCGCAAGCUCCUGGUAAACAUGCUUGGCAAGCUCGGCUACAAGGAUGUCUACGAGGCAUUUGACGGAAAGGAGGCAGUCCGGAUCAUGCACGAGAUCCGCCAGUCCCGACAAUCGUCUAGGGAGCGGCGGAUGUCUGAUUCGGGAAGAACGAGAUCGAAGGAGCGGCCGGUGAAAGCAAAUCUUAAGCCUGUGGACGUGGUUUUGAUGGAUCUGUGGAUGCCUGAAAUGGAUGGCUACCAGGCUGCCGAGGAGAUUAUGCGGAUGUAUGGCCCUGGGUCCCCGGUUGAGGAAGAUGGCUCGUCCUCGACAACGGGAUGUAACGAUUUGACGCUACCUACGAUCCUGGCUGUCUCGGCAGACGUGACGGAGCAGGCGAUUGAGAGGGCGACGAGGACGGGCAUGGAGGGCUUCAUGACCAAGCCGUACAGGAUUAGAGAUCUGGAGAAGCUGAUCGUGGAAUUCUGUGUUAGAGAGUGA
This is a messenger RNA of Cyphellophora attinorum, 2715 nucleotides long. Its product is annotated as Sensor histidine kinase RcsC. Gene Ontology annotation, molecular function: histidine phosphotransfer kinase activity; phosphorelay sensor kinase activity. Gene Ontology annotation, biological process: phosphorelay signal transduction system; protein autophosphorylation. Lineage: Eukaryota; Fungi; Ascomycota; Eurotiomycetes; Chaetothyriales; Cyphellophoraceae. The transcript has a single exon. The coding region runs from base 1 to 2715 and encodes 904 amino acids. The record is from RefSeq and is a predicted model, not a curated record.